Rhodamnia argentea is the source of this 1123-nucleotide messenger RNA. Its product is annotated as tRNA-splicing endonuclease subunit Sen2-1-like. The transcript has 3 exons. Gene Ontology annotation, biological process: tRNA-type intron splice site recognition and cleavage; tRNA splicing, via endonucleolytic cleavage and ligation. Gene Ontology annotation, molecular function: tRNA-intron lyase activity; nucleic acid binding. The record is from RefSeq and is a predicted model, not a curated record. NCBI's taxonomy places the organism in Eukaryota, Viridiplantae, Streptophyta, Magnoliopsida, Myrtales, Myrtaceae. Bases 313 to 1029 code for a protein of 238 amino acids. Gene Ontology annotation, cellular component: tRNA-intron endonuclease complex.
ACGUCUCAAUUCUCGCAUCUCCCGGUCUCCCUCCGUCUCUUACGCUCGCGACGCUCGGCGGAACUUCACUUGGCUCGCUCCGUCUCACGGCGGCGCUUGCCCCCAGGUCCGUGCUUGCUCGGCUAGCUUCGUCUUGGCUCGUGCUUGCCUCGGCUGCGCGCCCGCUCAGCUCGUGGUGUCUCGGCGAAAGAAAAGUUCUUCAAGAAGCUCGUCCGUCCAGUGCAAUGAAAAUUUGGUGUUAGAGAACGCGACUAGGAAUCUCGCUUCGGUUCAACCACAGGAUCUGAACAAGCCAGCAGGUAGUCUUCGUCAAUGGGGCCAAGAUGGAAAGGAAAGGGUGCAGAGGUCAGAGCACAAGCUGAUCCAAUGUCCGAGAUUGUGUCCCGGCUCAAGUCAUCUUUGAUUGAGUCAAAUGCUCAUGGUCUGCUCUCAGGUUGCUCUGUUCUUCUUGCAGUAGAGGCAGAUCAAAGUGAUCUUCUAAAUCGGGCAUGUUUUGGCCGACUGGUAGUCACAGCUGAGAAGGACAAGCAGUGGUUUCAAUUGAGCAUGGAGGAAGCCUUUUACCUUUGCUAUACCCUCAAAUGCCUCGGCAUUCACGGUGGAGAUAAUUGUCGAAAAACCUCUGAAGAGUUAUGGAAAUACAUGACGGAUAAUAAGACUACAUUCCCUGAAUUUUUCAAAGCGUAUUCUCAUCUUCGGGCAAAAAACUGGGUAGUCAGGUCGGGAUCGCAGUACGGCGUAGAAUUUGUUGCGUACCGGCACCAUCCGUCUCUUGUCCAUUCUGAAUAUGCCGUGCUUGUUUUGACAGAAGGGGAUGGUGGCAAGAAUGGGCGGCUGAGGGUAUGGUCGGAUGUUCAUUGCACGGUUCGUCUUUGCGGGAGCGUAGCGAAAGCGCUCCUGGUGCUUUACAUCAACAAGUGCGGUCAUGGCGAUGCAUCUCCUUCAUGUGUGACUCUGUACUCUGUGGAAGAGCGAGUCGUAGCAAGAUGGAGUCCAAAAGAUUGCCGUGAAGAUGUUAAUGGCGAUUGAACCGGCGGAGAAUUUCAAUUUUUCUUCCUUUUUGUUUCUUGGGUUUUGGGAUAUAAAGACAAUGCCAUGCGAACCAUCUUGUGAUUAUUACGAC